GUAACUUUUCUUCUUUCUCCCCGAACUGCUGUUUGAGAGCUUGUUGUAUUGUCCUUAAACCAAACCCAGCUACUUUUUAGCAGGUAAAAAAACAACAACACAGGGCUGCUAAUAUGAGCUCGAAGAGAGGCAAAUUGAAACGUACCAAAAAUGUGCUUAAUUUGGAUUCGGAUGAUAGGCCUUCACUAGCGCGAUCAAUAAUCGAUGAACAUCCAAACAUUGUACCUGGCGGGCGACAGUUAGAGAGGACACCUCCAUCCAAAAUUGAAAGAGUCACAACACACCGGCAUCCCAGCAAACCAGAUGAUUCUCCAACAUCAGAAAAAGUGGUCAAAGAUGAGCCAUGUGGCCAGGAAAUAACUAAGCGCAUUUCUUGCAAUGGAUCAAAUGAAGUUCUCCAGCAGCCCGAGGUUAAAGAUGAGAGGAUGUCCAUCAGGAGGUCUAGUUCUACAGCUGCAUCAGCAAUAACUGGGAAUGCAGACCCUGAAACCUUCAUCCAGGGAAUGCAGGGAUACCAGUGGACAGACACAGACCUGGAGUUUAUCUAUCAAACUAAAUUGAAAAAGCAAGUCCAACAGGCGCAGCAAGAGUUAAGCGACAUGCAGAGGUCUCUGAAGAACACGAAACAAAUGCGGGACAUGGCCCUUGCUGCACGUGACAAAAUACAAACAGAGCUCUCUAAGGUGCCGUCAUGCGAACGGAUACAGCAAAUUUCCAUGGAAAUACUUCUGAGGUCCCACAGCUCUAGUCAGCUGGAAGGGCUUGAUUUUAAAGCUCUUAUUGCUAAACUGAAGGUUGCUGAUGUGCAUUGUACUACUGCUAAGGAGAAGACAGAGGUCAGCAAACUCAAGGCGGAGGUGGAAAAAGCACAAGUAGUGAGGGAAAAGGUGGAGCAACUCACGAAGGACAUUGAGAAGGACAAGGAGAACAUCAACCAAAUCAAGGUAAAUGUCCUUGCGCUUACAUCAGAAAUAUCUGCACUGGAAUCCAAGAUGUCCAGUAAAGAGGAGGCACUUCAGUCAACUAAACCACGGCAAAAAGUCCACAGAGGCCCUAAAGCCUCUGCUGCUCCUUCUGCUCCUAAACCCCUGAAAACCCCUGCAGUCCAAAAACCAUCGAAACAUCCUGCUGCUCCUUCUACUCCCAAACUCUCCAAACAUCCUGCUGCUCCUUCUACUCCAGAACCCUCGAAACAUCCCACUGCUCCUUCUACUCCAAAACCCUCCAAAUCUCCUUCUGCAGCUUCUACUCCAAAACCUUCCAAAGAUCCCACUGCUCCUUCUACUCCAAAACUCCCCAAACAUCCUGCUGCUGCUUCUACUCCAAAACCCUCCAAAUCUCCUUCUUCAGCUUAUACUCCAAAACUUUCCAAAAAUCCCACUGCUCCUUCUACUCCAAAACUCUCCAAACAUCCUUCUGCAACCUCUGGUCCAAAACCCUCCAAAAAUCCCACUACUCCUUCUACUCCAAAACUCUCAAAACAUCCUUCUGCAACCUCUGGUCCAAAACCCUCUAAAAAUCCCACUGCUCCUUCUACUCCAAAACUCUCCAAACAUCCUGCUGCAACAUCUGCUCCAAAACCCUCCAAAAAUCCCGCUGCUUCUUCUGCUCCAGAACCCUCCAAACAUCCCACUGCUCCGUCUGCUCCGAAACCCUCCAAAAAUCCCACUGCUCCUUCUGCUCCAAAACCCUCCAAAAAUCCCACUGCUCCUUCUGCUCCAAAACCCUCCAAACCUCGUGCCACCCUAAAGGCACAGACUGCCUCAAAACCCUCCAAAACCACCACUGGCUCAAAGACCCCAGAGGCUGAGGUCGUUGGCCUCCGCCGCUCUAGAAGAAUCGCUGCUAAGAAAGAGAAGUGAAUAAUUUGCUCAGAAAUGCUCCAUAUGAGUAAAGUUCACCUCAGGAAGUCUUCAAGUGUUCUCACACUCAUUUAUUACAAGCCUUGUUUUACUCUGUAAUGACUUUUGUUUAGACUUUUAGACCU
Molecule: messenger RNA, 1987 nt
Organism: Rhinichthys klamathensis goyatoka
Lineage: Eukaryota; Metazoa; Chordata; Actinopteri; Cypriniformes; Leuciscidae
Exons: 8
Coding region: 114-1862 (582 amino acids)
Source: RefSeq, a predicted model, not a curated record